Molecule: messenger RNA, 788 nt
Organism: Aphanomyces astaci
Lineage: Eukaryota; Oomycota; Saprolegniomycetes; Saprolegniales; Verrucalvaceae
Exons: 1
Coding region: 1-765 (254 amino acids)
Source: RefSeq, a predicted model, not a curated record
AUGGUGUGCGCAAUGCAGUAUGCCCUGCAAGGUGUCGCUUACGUCGUUGGCCGUCCACGGAUGUGGCUGGUCGUGUCGCUGAUGCCGAUGGUAGCAGCGCUCAUCGUCGGUAUAUGCAGCGUCGUAGUGCUUUGUACGGCGGGCUUGUUCCCGCAAGCCUAUCACUUCGAGCGACUGGGGAUGGCGCCGUGGUGGGCCACCUUCAGUUCGACGGCCGUGCUAGUGGGUGAAAUGUUUCUGGUGACGAUGAUCUACUCGUUGGUAUGCACUCCACGCAUAGCAGUCGUGGUGUUCAACAAGAUCCUUGAAGCUCGCGGCCACAGCUCGGUUGUGACCGAUGCGCCUUCCCGACGUCCAUCUUCAGGUCGACUCCUCUCCGGUCACGUUUGGUUUCGACUCGUAGUGCUAGUUGCGUCGAUGCCGCUGCAUUGCAUACCUGUUGCUGGCACGAUUGCAUUCGUGUGGCUGAAUGGCGGACGGCUGACUCGCUGGGACGUCCACCAAGUGUAUUAUGACCUCAAGGGCUACACGUACAAGGAGCGCAAGGCUGUGUAUGAAACACAUCGCGACACGUACAGGUCCAUCGGGGUGCACUCCAUGUACUUGCAGCUCAUCCCAGUGCUCGGGUUUGCGUUUACCUUUACGAAUAUCGUGGGAGCCGCCCUCUUUGCCGCGGAUUUGGAGGACGACUUGUGCAAAUCGUCGUCGCAGCCCACCUAUGGAUCGUACCAUUCCGUUAGCAAAGUCAAAAUGCUGUAUAUAUAAACAUGCAUAUAUCUCCUUUGACC